This is a messenger RNA of Aspergillus clavatus NRRL 1, 2265 nucleotides long. Its product is annotated as HET domain-containing protein. The transcript has 2 exons. NCBI's taxonomy places the organism in Eukaryota, Fungi, Ascomycota, Eurotiomycetes, Eurotiales, Aspergillaceae. The coding region runs from base 1 to 2265 and encodes 754 amino acids. The record is from RefSeq and is a predicted model, not a curated record.
AUGUCAGGCACCAACGACGACCCGUUCCUGGAAUCAGCAGCUGAGUGCCCGGUCUGUCUUGAUCUGAACAAGGAUCACCUCCGCCGCCAAUGGCGUCGCUAUGGUCGACUUUAUGCGGCGGAUUCCCCGUACAGCUUUACGUUAAAUCUACUCAGUGAGAAUCUAGCGGGUAAAUCCUGCGAUGGCUGCGCCGUGGUAUGGGAAGCAGCGCAGAAGAUCAAAGAAGAAUUCGGGCUGGACUUUCGCAAUGCCAUACUUGAGUUUCUGGACGACGAGCGUAAAGGCCUUUCUCUAACGCUGACAAUGCUUCAUCCCCUCCAUACCGCGCCAGGCGACUGGGAGAACGCCAAGGCAAAUUUGGAUCUGAAAGUGAAAGUUCAUACGGGGCCGACCAAGAAGCGCCCCGACAGACUCUGGGAGCAUAACAUCAUGUCGCCGAGAUAUGAGAUCUACUCUCACUCGGAGAGAAAAUCAAUGUAUUGCAAUCUAGAUGAGCCUGGCAGGGCCUUGCCGACUAGGGUUCUUGAUCUCGGCGAGCAAGAAGCCAUCACAUCCGAUGUCAGACUUUAUGUCACAGAUAAAGAGCAAGCAGACUACCUCUGCCUGAGCCAUUGCUGGGGCGCUGACAGUGGUCUAAAACCGCUGAGGACGGUCCAUGAGAGACUUGAGGAGUUUCAAAUCGGGAUUUCAUUCGGGAGUCUCCCCAAGACCUUCAAGGACGCCGUUAUUUUUACCCGUAAACUCGGAUAUCGCUACCUCUGGAUUGAUUCGCUGUGCAUCAUUCAAGAUGACGGAGAUGACUGGAUGAGGGAGGCGGGACAAAUGGCGAGCAUAUAUGAAAACGCGGUGCUCACGCUGUCAGCAGCAUCAUCAUCAGAUAGUAGUGGUGGACUCUUUCGAGUCACUGCUCAUCCCGAGAUCCCACUCGGUGGCAGCGAGAAAGGCCAGGGGCAACUUGCCAUGCGACGAUUUGCGAAUCCAUCAUUCCUGGCAUACGCCAAGCGUGGAUCAGCACGAGACAUGACCGAUGCGGCGCGUACAUCGCCGUUGUUUCGGCGUGCCUGGGUGUUCCAAGAACGCAUCCUCUCUCGGCGGAUCCUCUUCUUUACCCCUUUGGAGCUCGUCUUCGAAUGCCGUGACUCGAACAGUACCGAAUCCGGCUGGUCUUGGAUCGACUCGAGCCCCAAACAUGCGUUUACAUCAGUCUACGACCGGGCGAUCUCUCCGACCUCCCUGUCAGCGCUGUGGCGCAAACUGGUGGGCAAAUUCACCCAGCUGAGACUAAGCUUGGAGAAGGACACUUUGCCAGCCAUGGCAGGUGUCGCCCAACGUUUUCUUCUCCAGGCACAGAGCACAGAUCCUAACAGUUAUUUUGCCGGCCUGUGGCGAGAAACGUUUAUCGAAGACCUGCUAUGGGAGGUGUCCAGCUAUCGACACGACGGGCAUCAGCGCAUCAACCCUGGUAUUCCGUCCUGGUCAUGGGCCCGUAGCGAUUCGCCCAAGAGAUACGCGCAGAGAAUGAUCCUAACCCAUCUAAGUCGCUUGAAAGAUGCUGUCUGUGUCUCCAAGGGACCCGCAGCCAACGCCCUGACGAGCGUGGAGUCCGGUUACGCUGUCCUUUCGGGAUACCCUAUACAAGCCAAGAUGACUCGGGCUGGUAUCGUCGUUGACCAGAACCCCCGAGUCUGCCACAUCCCGGACAGCGACUACCCCUGGUAUGAAGAUGGGCCAGACAAAAUCGAGAACGGGGAUCAGCUUUCUAUUCUUCCGCUAGCAACAUCCGCCGACGCAGAACAUGGCACUUCAAUCCACGCCAUAGUCCUCCGGCCAAAUCGCAAUGGGGACGGCAGCUUCACCAGAAUCGGGGUAUUCAGGAUCUCCAUCCACCAUCUCCGAAACCACCGCUACAUUUUUGAAGGCACAAGCGUGUUUCUCGACGUCUGCAAGCGUCAAGUAUCAUAUGGGGAGUCCCUGUUAGGAGACGAUGGUAAGUAUCGGGAGGUGGAAGGAUCGUCAGAGCCGCUCUAUCUCGCCCCUAAAGCAGGUAAAGAACUCAGCGCGUUCAAAUCCCAGGCACAUGAUCUUCACCUGUUUCUGCACGGAAACAAACCCGAACUCAAAUCUGCUGAAUUCAUUGGGCAAAAGCACCUGGAUACGCUGAAAUCGGAAAUGGAGACUGAGGAGAGGAGGAUGGAGGAGUGGAAUCGGCGCAACGAGCAAGGCGAGGCUCAACUUUACGAGCGGGUUUUGGUCAAGAUUGUUUAA